CCCAAAACACGUUUUCCACUAAAAUUUGAUACUUCCAAAAAUCAUAGCAAUGGCUAUUACUCGUUUCUUCUUAGCUUCCAUGGUUGUUCUUGCAUUUCUGGGUACUGCUUCUGCAGACCUCGAGGACCACAAACCCGAAGAUAAUACUGUCAAAAGGAUUCAAGCCAUGAUCUAUUGCAGAAGGAAUGGUGAACUGAUUAAGACGGAAGGGGCAACUGCAAGGGUUUCAUGUUUUGUGGAUGUUAAGGUUAAACCCUUCACAGUGAUUUCACCACCUACAAAAGGUGGUUACUUUUACAUGGACCUCGAAAAGCUUGUACCAUUUCGCUACAACAUCAAAAAGGACUGCAAGGUUUACCUUAAUGAACCCGCCUCCACCCCCGGCGAUUGCACCAUCCCAACUAACGACAACGACGGCAUUGAUGGUGCCUCUCUUGACAAACCACCAAGGAAGCUUAAUGAGGACACUUCGCUUUUAUCUGUCGGACCUUUUGUCUAUGUUUAGUAAGACCACCCAAAAUAUAAUUUCUGAACUUAAACUACUCCUUAUUGAUUUAUAUUUUUGUUUGUUUAUUUAUUCUACAUUUGUAAUUUUUAUAUGUUUGUGUGCUUGGGGCUUCGGUUUGAAGAAGUGCAUGUAACUCUUGUCAAAUGGGUCGAGAGGGAACCACAUGGGGUUCAGAGGAAGCACAAUUCUCUUCUGUUCAAUUUUUGUUUUUUUUUGUUUUUCACCAAUAAUUUCUGGGAGAAAUAUUUGAUAUGGUUCUUGGUGAAUCAAAGUGUAAUUUGAGUUGUUUGAGAAUUGGAAGAAAAACUUGCUUAUCAUUUUUGCAUACUGUGAAAUUUUUGGAACCCUAGGUAAAAUAGUAGAUUGGGCCCUUUUAAAAAAUAUAUAUAUGCAAUUUAUAAUAGAGUAAAAUAAAAACAUAUGAUAGUAAUUCUAUUAAAAUAAUCCUUUUUUAAACGGUACAAUUUUACUAAUAAAUUUACCAAAAAAGCAAAUUUUUUUAUGGCAACAUUGCAAUUUGCACAUUAAAAAUUAUCAAUCAAACACUCAAAUCAUAUUAUUACA
This is a messenger RNA of Beta vulgaris subsp. vulgaris (sugar beet), 1072 nucleotides long. RefSeq lists its product as hypothetical. The record is from RefSeq and is a predicted model, not a curated record. NCBI's taxonomy places the organism in Eukaryota, Viridiplantae, Streptophyta, Magnoliopsida, Caryophyllales, Amaranthaceae. The transcript is spliced from 2 exons. The coding region runs from base 50 to 505 and encodes 151 amino acids.